This is a messenger RNA of Pseudopipra pipra, 3043 nucleotides long. RefSeq names its product synapse differentiation inducing 1 like (gene SYNDIG1L). Lineage: Eukaryota; Metazoa; Chordata; Aves; Passeriformes; Pipridae. The record is from RefSeq and is a predicted model, not a curated record. Gene Ontology annotation, cellular component: membrane; intracellular membrane-bounded organelle. The transcript is spliced from 4 exons. The coding region runs from base 741 to 1466 and encodes 241 amino acids.
AAAUCCGGAUUAACUCCACUCACUGGAGCGAUGCCCAGAUGUACGUGAGGCAAAUCAACCCUUCACCCUCGUCCUUAAGGAUCAGGGCAGAAAAAUACCUGUCUGAGCCAGCAAACGAGCUGGCUGUCCCUGGGGUGCAGCCCCCAGGUCGGGCUGCCUGACCCCUCAGCGCCGGCUCGGGCAGCGAGAAACCUCCUUUAUCCUUUUCCUUUAAACUCUGCUCGCUGGCACUGGGUCUUUCCCUUGCUGGGGGAGUGGGAAGGGCUGUGCCCUGGGAAAUGCAGCGAGCAUAAGAGAAAGCAGAGAGUUUCUGCCGUGCCACAUGAAGCAGCAGGAGAAGCAGUCACGUCGGGAGCAGCGGCACGGCUCCAGGUAGCCAGCCCUCGAGCCGCCGAUCGCACCAGCGGUCGAGCGCGGCUCUGCGGGCGCGGAGGGGAAGCGCGGUCCGGCCGCAGCCCGAGCGCGGCGCCGCUCGCCGCCGGCACCCGCUCGGUGCCUCCGCGCUGCCGCACCCCGGCACUGGCCGGGGCUCCGCCGCUCCCGCCGCACCCCCGGCCGCGGCCGGGCCGCCGCAGGGCCGCCGGGCGCCCACCCGGCCACAGGCCGCGGCGGGGCCGCCGAGCCGCUGCCGGCCGCCGUGAUGCCAGCCGCCGCCGCUCCACUUCUGCCGCCCGUGCUCCAACUUGGCGGGUGAGCCCUUCCUCGACACGCAGGAUCUCUUCCCCCCUACCACCAACAGCAUGGAGAGUGUGCGUGAGCUGCAAAACCCACUCUUGGCCAAGGCCAACGAACACCUUCGCAGCAGCUAUUCUUACCACCAGCAUCACAGCCAGGACUACUCCAGUCAUCACUGCCAAGGGAAACUGUAUUCCUACAUCUUCCAAAACGCUGGCAGUGCCAGGACUCACCAGCUGCUGGAUGCCAGUUCCCUGCAGCUGGCUGUUGAAGCCUUGUACGGCCCCAGUUUCAUCCUUGUGAAGGAUGAGACCACUCUCAAGGCCAAGGACAGCAAAACAGAAAGCUGUGAAACCACUUUUACAGAAAGCAAAGAGGCUCCAUCCGAAGCUCCUGAAAGGCACGAGGCGCAAGGGUCCUGCCUGGUAGAGAGUGACAUCCGCAUCCAAACUGUGUCCUAUGAGGUGGAGGAAGAUGAGCUCCAGGAGUACGAGAGCGACUCCUCCAGCGACAGCGAAAGCGAGGAUCAUUUCCUGAUGCUUCCCCCCAGGGACCACCUGGGUUUGGCCCUUUUCUCCAUGCUGUGUUGCUUCUGGCCCCUGGGGAUUGCUGCUUUCUACUUCUCCCAAGGGACCAGCAAGGCUGUCUCCAAAGGAGAUUUCCAUCUGGCCAGUUCAGCUUCCCGUCGAGCUCUCUUCCUUGCCGCGCUCUCCAUAACCAUCGGCACAGGAGUGUACAUCGGGGUGGUGGUAGCACUGAUUGCUUACCUCUCAAAAGGGGGCCAUGUAUAGCUGCCACCUGCAUGUCACUGCCGUCCCUGGCUGGGGCCUGUACCUGGGAUUGAGCUUUCCUGUGGAGCACAGAGCACCAGUGCCUGCAAAGGCUGCUUGCACAGCCAGACCCUGGCAUGGAUGCGCUAUGCAGGUUUUUUCUCCUUUCAGAGAAACAGUAAAUCCCUGUUCUCUCCAAGGCUGUAGUGUGCCACCAUCCAACAACGGGGAAUUGAGAACCAGUCUGGCUGCUGGGACCAGGAGGAGCACAUUUGCCUGAUGGAAGAUGUGCAUGCUGCUGCUGGGCUGGUGCCACCACCCCUCAUCUGGGGCCACAGCUUCCCUUCUCAGCCCUGUAGAUGGGAGAGCCAUUGCUGGUGCCCAAGCUUGGCCCACGAAGAGGGCACACAGGGAGGAGAGGGGAUAUGGGGCCAGAGAAUGACCACUGUUUCUUCCAGGAGGCCCGAGUCCUAGUGGGGUCUCCAGACUCCUGUGAUGGGGACAGCAUUCUCACUUCAGCACCAUGGGGUGGCACCUGGCUCCUCAGAUGCAGUGAAGUAGGACAGAGCAUGAACAAGACCAAAGGGCACGCUAUACACAUCCCUCUGCUCUACACAUCAGAUCCCUGAUCCACAGGAGAAAUCCCAGUUGCUGGCCCAUCCCAGAAGCAAGGAGGAAGGCAGGCUGGUGGUUGCACAACAUCUCUUCUGUUCCUGGUGCAGGCUGGUAAAGACAGCAAUGUUUUCUCCAUGUUAAUAAUGACUGUCAUGAUGAUCCCAAGUCUGAGCCCCCAUACAGUUGCCAUCUCAGAGUGCUGGGCCCUAAAAAGACUUCUAAUUGAAAUCUCUACUCAAGAAGUGACCUGGGAGGGGUGAGGGCCUGAAGGAUUCUACUCUUGGCACUAGGUCAGGGCCCUGCACACAAAGAAGGAUGGAAAGAAAAGGCUGACAUCACAUGCAGAGUCUGAGGUGGGAGUGCUGUUUGCAAGGGGAUGAGAUCCAGAGAAGGAAGAGACAUGGAGGGAGCCCAAGACACGGGGGGUGACCCCAACACACUCCUUCCCAUGCCUUGGAGAGGGAUAUCUCCAUCCUUCCUAAAGCCUCUGCUGACAAGGAAAUCCCCAGCAUCCCCACAUACAUCUUCCUUUUGCUUACUUGUAUAUUGUCAGAGACAUGUUAAGUACUUCGGAGGUGGGUAUGAAGGCAAUGGCUGCCCCAAAAAGGCAUUAAGAGGCUAUGCCUCACCCCCUACUCCCCAGCAUCCACCUUGACCAUCCCUCCUCUCCCUGGCCAUGGCUCCCCUGUUGCCUCUUUCCCUCAUGUGCAGGGGACUGCAGGCAAACUCUGGGCACCCCUCACCCCCUUCCCAAGGUUUCUGGGCAGGCUGCAGCCAGCUUUGCAAGAGGCACAACAUGUUCCUCCAGCUGGGUGCCAUUCAAAUGUACAUUUCAUACUAAAGAAGCAUGUUAAUGUCUGCAAUUGCUGUUGUACUUGAGCCAUAAAAGAGAGAAGCGCAUCAGAGACCUGUACAGAAGCUGAUCUGAAACUUCCCAUUACGUUUUAUAACAUGGAAGAGCUAAUAAAAAAAGCAGGAGAAAA